Poecile atricapillus (Black-capped chickadee) is the source of this 1405-nucleotide messenger RNA. It is a transcript of the gene SEBOX, whose product is annotated as SEBOX homeobox. Lineage: Eukaryota; Metazoa; Chordata; Aves; Passeriformes; Paridae. The transcript is spliced from 2 exons. Gene Ontology annotation, molecular function: DNA binding. The coding region runs from base 353 to 886 and encodes 177 amino acids. The record is from RefSeq and is a predicted model, not a curated record.
CCUGCGGGAGAGCGGCGGUCGCAAGGCGGGGGAGGGGGCGCAAGGGGCGGGUGGCAGGUGGGUCCCCGAGCCCUGGGAUCCUCACGAUCCCCACCGUGCCCCGACGGCGGCACGGGGGAGACCUGUACGAGCAGCUGGUGGGGCUACUGGUCCCCGGGGGUGCUGGGGAGUCAGUCGGGGCUGUCGGGGCUCUGCCAUCGGGGGCGCGGAGCUGGGACAGGCACCGGGAGCCCUUGGGAAGGGUUGGGGCGGGGGGGACAGCACCGCCCGCUCGGGGCGGUCCCAGCCCGCCGGGGGGGACCUGGGGGAGAUAAAAGCCGGGGCGGCGGAGGGCCCGGGGGAGCCGGGCAGGAUGAGCGCGGCCCCGGGCACCUCCCGAGCUCCCCAGCCGCUGCUCCGCUUCCCCGACGGGGCGGGCGGGCCGGGCGGCGGGCGGGCGGCGGGGGGAGGCGGCGCCCAGGGGCCGUGCCCCUGUCCUUGUCCCUGCCCGGGGGGGCCGCGGAAGCGGCGGAGGACCACGUUCAGCCGGGGGCAGCUGUCGGAGCUGGAGCGGGCCUUCGCCGCCGUGCCCUAUCCGGACAUCGCUACCCGGGAGCGCCUGGCCGAGCUCACCCAGCUGCCCGAGGCCAAGAUCCAGGUCUGGUUCCAGAACCGCCGCGCCCGCAGGAUCCGUAGCGCCAAGCCGGAGCCGCCACCGCUACCGCCGCUGCCGCCGCCCGGGGAGCGGGGUCCCCCGGCGGCAUCCCCCGACAGCAGCAUCCCGUGCCCGGCCCCUGCCCUGCCGCCGCCGGGAUCCCACAGCCCCGCUCGGGGCCUCCCCACCUCGCUGGGCUCCAUCUCCGACCUCAUCUACAGCGCGGCCAUCACCAACCUGGGCGAGCCAUAGCUGUGGCAAGGACCCCUGGCUCUAGGGACCCUCCUGGCACCGCGGUCCCCCCAGAUUAGCGCCACGAUUUCAUCAGGGUGUGGAAUUACUGCCGGUCCCAAAGGCCCUGAGGAUGUCAUCCAAUAUCCUAAAUGCGGGUGCAGCCACAGCAGGGGCAGCUCCCUAUCAGCCCCCUAAUACCGACUAAUCUUUUGGAAAAAAUACCUUAAUCUCAGGCUGUAUCCACGGAUGAUUGUGGCGCGGCCGCCCCUAAUCCGCAGGCACGUUCGCAGGUGCUGGCAGAUCUCCCUGGAUCGGAUAUUAAACCAUGUUUCCAGGGGGGCUUAGCUGCCAUCAGAGCAUUAAUCACUGUGUCUGGCCCUGGCAGAGUGCCCACCCAGCAGGUGUCCAGGUCCCCAGGGCCUGCCGUGGGUGUCCCCUCCCUGCUGUGGGUGCACCGAGCUGGCUCCACUCUGUCCCAGGGCAAUUGAGGAACCCCUGGGCUCAGUGUUGUUCUGAGCACCCUUUGGCAGGGGAUUG